Plasmopara halstedii is the source of this 1050-nucleotide messenger RNA. RefSeq lists its product as uncharacterized. NCBI's taxonomy places the organism in Eukaryota, Oomycota, Peronosporomycetes, Peronosporales, Peronosporaceae. The coding region runs from base 1 to 1050 and encodes 349 amino acids. The record is from RefSeq and is a predicted model, not a curated record. The transcript is spliced from 5 exons.
AUGUCAGGUCUGACGUGUCGCUCAACUUGGAUCUCUCCCAUCGACGGCACGAAUGACGUUCAACUUUCACCUGAUACAAACAGUGAUGUGACUUCUUUCACGUUGCUUCCAUUGCAACUAAUUCGUCCCGCAUCGGAUGCCACGAUUCCGUGCCAACUGUUGCUACAUUGGUCACCAAAACCCCUGCGCUGUCUUCAGUUACAGCUAAAGGCACAAUGCUCAGCCCGCCAUGUAGAACUUUAUGCUGAGGGUAUGCGACAGACUAUGCUCGGUGAAGAGAAACAGAGCGAGGUGUAUCUCGGCACCUUUCGAGGUACUAGGUUGACGCCUGAAGCACAGCAUUUUACUAUAAAUUUGCUUUUCAAGCAGAACCAUCGAGAUUGUGAAGUUUUAAAAAGCUUGCAAACGCUUAAAAUCAAAUUUGUAUCACUGUCAGGUGAUAAAAACAUGCUAAAUUUACAGCUUCUACAAUGCGAGUUUCUCCUCAUGGAUCCUAUUUUAACUGAUACGAGUUCAUUGGGCUUGGCAGCUUCGAUGGCUAAAGUUAAUCUGAAAGAGAAUUCUAAUGUGCAAGAAGUUUUAAACGAAUUUCGACAAACGCUGGAGCGAGAGAUGGAGGCGAAAAUUGCGCUAGCAAUUGAUUUAAAACUGUCAACACUUUCUCAACGUCUGGCAUUGUCAGAGCAGGCACUGGUCCAUCUACACAAAAAGAUGGACGCGAAGGAUGCAAAUCUUGAGGCAAAAUUUACUCAGAUCCAACAAAGCUUUCGAGAAUUAGAGGGUCGAGCCCGAUGGUGCAAUAUCUGGAGCAGAGAAAACAUGACCCCCUUUGAUGAUGAUUGCACACGAAACGUCUGGUCAGGCGGUGAAAUCGCUCGCGGCAUCACAUCGAGUAAAAAGUCUAAUAGCUGGGCUGCUUCAUCAACAAUUGUACCGCACACAGGCCCGGAUCGUAGUUCAAGAAAAUAUUGGUCUGCCAUUUUCAACGCAAGAAAACGCUAUUGUAGAGAUGAAAAGAAUGAACACAAAAGCACCCACCAAGUCGGUUGA